Messenger RNA from Ctenocephalides felis (cat flea), 638 nucleotides. RefSeq names its product protein tramtrack, beta isoform-like. NCBI's taxonomy places the organism in Eukaryota, Metazoa, Arthropoda, Insecta, Siphonaptera, Pulicidae. The coding region runs from base 1 to 492 and encodes 163 amino acids. The transcript has a single exon. The record is from RefSeq and is a predicted model, not a curated record.
AUGGAUUUGGACUUAGAAGCAUCUCUGCUAGAUGGUGAUAUCGGUGACUUGUCCAACGAUUCUACCUGGCAUACUGUUGAAAUUGUUUAUCCUGCUGGCUUCAAUCCAUCAGAUUAUAGUGCAGAUACAUCUGCCGACGACAAAACUCUGACCGAAGAAUCUUCUACUCCCAAAAAGAAAAAAAUAUCACCAAUGUCUGGAGAAGCUCCUAAAACUGAGGAUGGCAAAGGUGCACCCAGCGUUCCCUCAAACAGAAAAUUGCCUUGUGCCGAGUUUUUCACGCCUGACGGGUACAGAUGUCCAAAAUGUGGAAGAUUGUAUAGCGCCCGGAAAAAUUUAGUGCGACAUUUAAAUAUUGAGUGUAUGAAAGAACCGCAAUUCCAAUGCCCUUAUUGUCCUCAUAAAAAUCAUAGAAGAAACGAGCUUAAAAAACAUAUAAAAGUUCGCCAUCACGUACUCGUUAAGACUGAAUCGGUGAAAGUUGAAGUAUAGGUUGAUUGAUUGAUUGAAAAUGUGCUUUGGAAAAUUAGUUUGUCUUAUAACAUUUCUCGGUAAUAAUCUACGUAUAAAAAUACAAAUAUUUUACACGUGCUAAGUAUUAUAUAGAACGUCUUCCAGACCAGAACAAAGUGCCUUCA